Molecule: messenger RNA, 8790 nt
Organism: Ctenopharyngodon idella (grass carp)
Lineage: Eukaryota; Metazoa; Chordata; Actinopteri; Cypriniformes; Xenocyprididae
Gene: mbnl3
Product: muscleblind-like splicing regulator 3
Exons: 10
Coding region: 1179-2423 (414 amino acids)
Molecular function (GO): metal ion binding
Source: RefSeq, a predicted model, not a curated record
CUUUUCUAGAAGACUAAUGUGGCCUUCAUCUCAUGCGAGAUAAUUUUAAUAUAUAAAAGUACUAUUCACUUCUUAAUGUAAAGUUUCUUAGUUAAAAAUGUUGAGUGCACCUUUGAAACACCCGUUACUCAUAAGCAAAGUAACAUUUCCAUUCUUGUCUAAAUAUUUACAUAGCUGCUGUACUGCACGAUAUUAAUUCCAUUUAAUUCCACCUUUCCUCGAGGCUUCGCGUGAAAUAUUCCUCAUUAUAGCAAUCCUCAUCCAUGAGGCGCAGUCUGCAUUGAGGUCGAGUGGGAAUCCCCCUAAAAUGGAGGCAAUACAUGGGAAUGCACGUAGUGCCGUGCACACUUUCGCUCUACUCCUCCCUUCUGCCCUCCCUCGUCUCGUCUUCUGCCUAGCAGCAGCUAGCAAGUUCGCUUCACGCUUCCCCAUCGCUAGCUUCGUCGUUCAACUCGAAACACCCCGCAGCCGCUGGCCGUUGUACGAGGCUUUAAGCUGCAAACUGCGCGAUCGAAAGCUCUCGGUUCAACGCGGGAACUUUUGCAACCAAAGCGCGCGCCUCACAUCAGCCAGUGAUCGUGACGUAGUUAUUGACAAAUCUUUAUUUCGCUUUGCGCUGCAUUUGAUGUCACCCGAGCUCUAGUCGCGCGCUGUCUGCACAGGUUCUCCUGCUGCAAGAGGACUCUUAGAAGUGUGCGAGGACACGUCACAGUGCGAUGAAAGGAAUGCAGGGAAAGCAGGAGGGAUGAGAAAGCGUUUCAAGUAAAAGAAGACUUGCAUCACCCUAAAGUGCCUCAUCUGGAUGCUGCGGAAGCCCUCCUCUGUGUCCGCACUCCCAUCCUGGCUGGUCUCUGCUUCGGAACGCUCUUUUCCCCGCUGACUUGAGCGUGCGUGUGCGUUUGGCCUUGGCUUGGGCUAUAUUUCACCCUGACAGUCAAUCAACCCAUUUGCCUGUUCCUCGAUUCCAACUUUGCCUGCUCGCCAUUUCACCUUAUAAUACAAGGACGCCAGUCGAUUAGUUUCCCCUUUGGGUUCUCAAAGUGUUUCUCCUUUCGCUUCUGCAGUCUCUCCAUCCCUUGUGACCCAGACAUGCGAGCAUCUUUAGGGACUGCUGCGACUAUGGCAACAGGGCAGGGGGUUUCGGAAGCCUAAAAUUAGAGAGUGUCCGUUUUACAUCAAUGCAAGACAGCGCUCCGGAGGCCUUUGUGCUUUAUCACGCCUGGCUGCCCCACCCUACCCCAGCCCUCCGCUCACCCGCCACUCGUCGAGGGACCGCCAUGGCCGUCAAUGUGACCAUGGGCCGUGACACCAAGUGGCUGACGCUGGAGGUGUGCAGAGAGUUCCAGCGAGGAACCUGCUCACGCUCGGACACCGAAUGCAAGUUUGCUCACCCCUCUCGCACAUGCCACGUGGAGAAUGGCCGCGUCAUCGCCUGUUUCGACUCACUCAAGGGACGCUGUACACGUGAUAACUGUAAGUACCUGCAUCCUCCGCCUCAUCUCAAGACCCAGCUGGAGAUAAACGGCAGGAACAACCUGAUCCAGCAGAAGACCGCAGCCGCCAUGCUGGCCCAGCAGAUGCAGUUCAUGCUGCCUGGAGCUCAGCUGCAGCCCAUCACCUCUUUCCCAGUUACGCCUUCCUUGGCCAACAGUCAGAGCGUGGCUUUCAGCCCAUACCUGAGCCACAUGAGCCCGGGCAUCAGUCUCAUGCCCGAGCUUCUGCCCAGCGCCCCCGUGCUGGUCCCGGGGAGCCCCACCGGCAUGGCCAUGGGCAACGGAAAUUCAACGCAGAAACAUGUUCGCACAGACAAACUUGAGGUGUGUCGAGAGUUCCAGCGGGGAAACUGCACGCGUGGGGAGAACGACUGCCGCUACGCCCACCCAAUGGAAGCUGCCAUGGUGGACGGCAGUGAGAACUCCGUCAUUGUUUGCAUGGAUUACAUCAAGGGCCGCUGCACCCGAGACAAAUGCAAGUACUUUCACCCUCCGGCUCACUUACAGGCCCGGAUAAAGGCGGCGCAGCACCAAGCCAGCCAGAAUGCUGCUGCCAUGGCACUGCCACCAGGAGCCAUGCAACAGCUACCAAAGAGACCUACCCUGGAGAAGACUAACGGCGCGGCUGCCGUCUUCAACCCCAGCAUGUUCCACUACCAGCAGGCUUUGGCCAGCAUGCAGCUGCAGCAGCCAGCGUUCAUUCCCACAGGCCUUUUCAAACCCCAAGGCCUAAUGACAGAGGGCCGCUGGGAGAGGCGAGACUGGACCACCUGCAGGGCCCCCCAAAGCCGUUACCUGUCAGGGCCUGGACAUGCUGUUCCCAUGAUGCACGGUGCCACCACUUCCACUGUUUCGUCGGCUACGACCCCAGUCACCAAUGUUCCUUUUGCUGAAUCAGCCACCUCCAACCAGACGCCGCCGAGGUACUGAGCACCGACCCCAUCGACCUCCAGUGUGUUCCCAUGGAGGCCCAUUUCUGCCCCGUUCCUAAACUCCUGGUGGCCGCACCUAUGACGCUGAAUCCAGUAAGCCUCUCCCGCAAUCCUACAACCUAAUCAGGCCCAUCACUCAUGCAACGUGUGCCCAAACACAACAGAAAAUUGAAUGCAACAAACAUGUGCCUAAUCAGUAAGUCCUUAACGGGCAAUACAUUCAUCCUCAUAUCAGAGAUGCCCACUUCAUUUGACGUCAACAGAAGUUUGUUGACAUUGAAACAGGCAAUACCUAAAUUUGGACCUACAACUGUAUAAGGAAGCAUGCCAUCUCAAAGCAAGGAGACGUAAGGAGCGUGCAGAUGCUGAAUCAGGAGACGGAACGCUCUCGUAACUCACAGCCAUACGAAUACAUGCAAACCAAUUAGCUGAGAAAAUGAAUUCUCUGGAGGUGAACAUUAGAUUUCAGAGUCGAUGUAUGGUAAGAGAUGGAGCCGAUAUAGAUCAUCAGCAGACAGAAUGUUUCUCCGUCGUAGAAUGUGACAACAGAGUGUGUGAGAGCGACACCUGCUAAUGAUAUUUUACAUAGUUGUGGUGGUGGUAAUUUCUUUCACAUUUAAUUAUAAUUAAUGAACGUGGCACGUUUUAUUUCAUGUUUACAUUUCAAAAUGUAGAAAAAAAGAUUAUUCGAAAACGAUUGGUUCUUUUGUAAGAUAAUCUGUUCUUGAUACUGAUUUAGGGUUUUUGUUGAGAGGUUUUCAAAAUGUCGUUGUUCGUGCCUUUGAGUUACAAGUGUGUGGACGUCUUUUUUCCCCAUUCUUCUAUACUACAAAUGACUUGCAUUUUAUCAUAGACUAAGAAAGUAUACCUGUGUAGCCUUUCAGAAUCAAUGUGUCGUUCUUCCGUCGACUUAGAGAUGUGUGUUGUAGUGAGUGACUUGGUUUUUAUUGGUCUCAUGAAAGAGUAUUAUUUAUUUAACCACUGUCCAACAGGCUAAAACUGGUCUACUGAGAUAAGUGUUAAUAUUCAUGCCUGAAGUAUCUCACCUCGCAUUUCAAGCUCCACAUCGAGACGGUCAAACACAAGAUUGGUUCACAUACUCGUACCUCCAUUUUAAAAAUAGAACUGCCUUAAGCAGACUAAAUAUGAGCACUUCUUGUUGCAAAGUGUGCUGCACACUGAAAUGUAAGGUCUGAUUGCAGGCCUUCUGGAUGUAAAAGACGUCUCAUUGAGAAGAUUUUAACUGGACUUUUUUUUUUUUAUUCCAGCUGGACUAAGUCAAUGUUUCUUGCAGAUACUCCUUACCCUUCGCCUGAUGUCCUGGAUAUUCAAAUACUGUAAAAAAAUAAUUACAUUUAUUUGCUUUUUCGAUUAUUAGUACAUAUCUUAUUUCUACGGUUAUUGGGUGAAUCUCACGAAAACGUCACCCAAAAAGCAGAAGAAAAAAAGACAAUUGAAUAACAAACAUAUGACAAUUAAGCCUCCUAUCGCCAUUACCAUAAUGCAAAAAAAAAAAAAUCAUUACUGUGAUACGCAAUAAAUAACUAUAUAUAAAUAAUGUGUCAAGUAUUUAUAUAUCAUGGUUGUAUUUAAUGCUAACUUUAACAAAAAUAUAAUAAUAAAAAUAAUUAUAUCACAAAAAAAAUGCAAUUAUACAGUAAAAAAUCGUGCUAGUUACAAAAAAAAUCAAAACUGAAAUGUGGUUGAAUUGUCAUGAGAACGACGUCGCAAUGCAAAAAAGUUCCUAAAAUGAGGCUUCAUCUUUAUGCAAAAUGUAAUUUUCAUUGUUCUGAUUUUGGUGUGAAAUGUGACAUAUUUUCAUGAGAUUCACCCCAUUACCAUGUCUGUCUUUUGUAGACAAACCCCUUCUGAUGGCUGGACUGUCUCUGCCACAAUCUAUGCUCUGUUCCACCUGCUGUGUGACAGUCUGUUCGUCUCCACUCUUUGUUCAGCCAUGUUUGGUGCAUCCCAGAGUACUAUAAGAUCUAUUUUAAAUGGUCAUUAGAUGCCAAAAUGAUUCUUUGAUCAAAUCUAACUGCAUGUUUAGCUGUUUACACACUCGUUUAAAGCAGAUUGGCACACAUAUGUUAAAUUCCAGAUCAUUCAAAAUCACAACAAGGAGAUAUGCUAAAGCCUGGUACCUGAUGUAAUUAUUCUGCAUCUCUCCCAUUAGUUUGCUGUACUCAACACCAUGUGCGCCCCCCUGCACAGACAUGUCAGGUGCACUGCUUUUGUGCCAAUGACACCCUGACAGGUCACCCUGUGCCAAUCACUGGACUGCGCAAUUAGGCCUUGUCAUGCCAAGGUCACGAGCCAGAUGGAUUUAAAUUGCAAUAUCGCAAAUGUGCCCACCCGAGCAACAAAUGUAAAGCCACCGAGCAAGCAAUUAUCUUGUGCUUUGUUUUGAAACAUCUCAGUUAUUGUUACCGUUCAUUAGGUGAGUCCUACAGUUGGGAAACUGACAGUAGGGUGGUUUUCAGCAGAUGUUUUUAUUACUGCUUCAGUGGACGCCGUGCGCACCCACUAAUAGAGUUCCAGUCCUUGCCAACCAAGAGCUCUAUUAGAUUAUUGCCGUAAUAUAUUAUUGAUAGUUUGUCCAUUGAUGGAACAUGAAAACUGUGUCAGACAGACGAUACACAGAGGCCUGCAAUCCAUUAGGGUAGUACUGGAAUUUCUUUGCCCGUUUUGACUUUGAGAGAGACAACUGGUUGACUUCUGACUAUUUAAGUUUGUGUUUGUGUUUGUUGUGUUCAUGUUUAGAGUGUGAACAGGUUUAAAUCACUGACUGUGUCCUUACUUUCAAAAGUCGGCAGACUCUAAAAUGCAAGGGCGUAGAUGACAGUGUGACAUUUGAAUAUUAUCCUUGUUUGGACUGUGAGCUGAAAGCCGCAGCUCUCAUGUAGACAUGUUACCAUUAACGGAAAAAAAAGACAAAAAAGAAAAUUGAUUAUUUUCAGACUGGGUACUUAGUAAAGGCCCUCAUCAGCCAAAGCUUCAUUUACAAGACAUUACCGCCCCUCACGGGCCUUUACAUGCAUAAAUGAAUGUGACAUUUAAGACAGAGAGAAUGUCACGAGAGGUUUUGGACGCCUGUCUCACCAUUUCUCUCGAACGAAACUACAACCUUUCUCAACAUAUCAAGGAAGUGAAAGCCUCCCAAUGCCAUCCACUGUUGAUGUACAAAAAGACAGAAAACCGAGAAAAAAAAGUGUUUAUCAUCACUUAUCUCAAAGACCCUUCUCUAAACUCUUGUCUCCUUUGGGACAGCCAUGUUGUUUCAACAGCAUAACCCCAAGAGAGAGCCAUAAAGCUGAAUUAUUUUUGUUUGUUUGUGAUAACCAGCCCUUAAAAACAUCAUUUCACUUUUUUUGCUGAUCAGCACACACUAUCUAGGCCAAACACAAAUGAAAUGAUAUACAAUGGUGGUCUAAAACAACACAAAAUCAGAGCAAGAUGAUACUAUACUGUGUUAUAUCUGAAAUAUCUGUAUUGUAAACAUCUCUGUAUAAUGUUCAUGUGUUUUAAGAUUGUUUUAAGAAAUACUGGGGCAAAUACGUGUGGAUUUCUUUAGGAAGGAUCGCUACUGUUUAUUGAUGUGUUGGAUUGUGUUUUGUAAUUGAGUUCCAUUGCCCAGCCAAGGUGUAGAUGCUCCUCUCUCUCUCUCUAUCUCUAUCUCUCUCUCUCUCUCUCUCUCUCUCUUUCAUAUAAAGAAUUAUGCCUUCUCCAACUGCAAUCCAGCUGGAAUCAGUGAAAUACUUGAUAAAGAAAAAACAAUGUGCCUCAUCAGGGGCUUUAGGAUUUUAAGAUCUCACUUUUUAAGAAGUGUGCAUACCUGCAUAAAGUAGUUAGCUAGAAUAAUCUAUGUGUAUGUAUUACAAAUGCAUCAUCAUCAUUCUAGUUUUUAUUGACACACAUUAAUGGUACCUGUUUUAACUAUAUCCUCACGACUUCAGUCAUGUUACGGUGUGUUUUGACAAAGCUGUCAAUGGUAGUUUGAGUUUGAUCAUUAGCGUUACUCGGUUCCUUACCUUACAUCGUGAAGUCUGUCAUCGCAUGAAAUUAAAAUAAUCUAAAUAAUCUACAUCAUAGUUUGUGCAGUUAGUGGUUUAAGAUUAAAAAAUUACUUAAUCUAUAUAUCUAUAUAUCAAUAUACACAUUUGUAUGUAUUACAAUGAUAGAUUCAUUGUUACCUAUGAUAGUAAGUUCUUGUUGCUAUGGCAACAAAACUACAACAUGGCUACCUUUGUAUAUCUUAAUUGUGAAUUUUUUCACACUUCAAGUGAAAUAAUGUACAACGUUAACUUAUUCAGAAAGGGAAUGUGUUCUUAAGUUGUCUUGGAAAAAGAGAUGAUUGACUAUUUUGUAAAAAAAAAUAUAUAUAUUAUAUAUAUAUAUAUAUAUUAUACGUAUAUAUAUAUAUAUAUAUACAGACUUGUGAGAUACUUUAUGUCCAAAGGCCCUUUGGAGACAUCAUACGUUAUUUCUGUUGUAAUGAUUAUUAUUUUUCUAUUGGGGUUGCUGAUCACUUUUAGAUCUUUACUUAAACAGCAUUUGAGCUUUUGAACCAAUCUGAUGGAUCAAUUUGGGAGAAAAAGACUUUCUAGUCUCGUAUUUGGUUCAAAAAGGGCUGGAGAUGCAUUCGCAAUGGUGCGUUCCGGUUUUUAUAAAUAGCGCAGCCCUGUGAUGUCAGAAAUGGGACGGUAUCAGCCACAGUGAGCCCCUGAUUUAAGUCUCUGUCCCCCUCUGGCCCGCCCAGACUGCACCCCAGCUGUGCUGGGACCUGGUGACUCGCGUCGCCCCAUUGGUGUACGAAUGUGUGUUAUUCACCUUGUUUGCACUUAUGUACAUAACUGAGUCAAAAUAUUCAGAAUUUAUUUUGAAUAUACAUAGAUGAAUAAAUAUAUAUAUAUGUAGAAGAGCAGAUUCAAAUCAAAUGUCUGUAUUGUUCGGAAUACAGGUAAACAGUUAAAGAGACAGAAGCUGUUUUGCCGGGGUGUCGCGGAGAAAUCUGUUGUUUGUUCUGUUUGCUAAUGCCCUCGUUCUCAUCGUUAAGCAUGAUGUUGCAUUUUGCGGAGAAAAUGAUGUCAAAAAAGGCUUUGUAGUUUUGCAUAGCUUACAAAAGCGCGUCGCUUGCGUCUGAUCCCGAGGUGCGGUUGAGUCCAGAAACCAAAGAACGGCCAACUUGAUUCUCUUUUACCUCUACAUCGUGUGACUUUCAGGCUCACAGUUUUGUUUUCUGUGUAGUCCCAUUAGAUGCAAUGUAAAGCGGGGGUGUAAUAAUAGGAAGGGCAGCAUGGGGCACAUAAAGAGCACCUCAGGAUCAGACUGCAGCUGGAAGGCAUUGCUGCAGGUUAUACAAAAUACCGAAUUUCAGUUUUCCUUUUGGUUUGGUUGUUGACGGACAUUUUCCAUUCUUGUGCAUUCACUAAGAACAACAAAUAAAGCUGAAAAUCUCACAGGAUAUCCUCAAACAAAUUGCUUCAAAAUCCCACGUGAAAUCGCCAGACAAAACCCUCUGUUGAAGAAAACUUGUACAUUCUGUGCUCUACAGUUGCUUUGGAAGCCAAUAAUUUUGUUGCCAUGGCACUUGCCCUAAUAGUGAGGGAGAGACCGAGUCUUUUUGUAGGUUCUUGCAUAUAGACGCACCUUUGGACCAAUCGAAUAUGGUCCUCAGCCUUUUGACUGUAAAGCUGAGGUAGCACUUAGGACUUAGCAUAGACUAAGGGUCCCAAUGCGAAUGCAAAUACACGGGACGCUCCUUUUACCACUGUGCUUGACAGAGAAAAUCAACAAACACUCUUCUGCUGUCCAUUAUCCUGUGCCUAAACAUUCAGUGUGAUGUGAAAGGACUGGUCUGUAAAGAAAGCCAUUGAGGUUAGACUUCCACCUAACUGUGCCGUACAUUCAGUCACGUCAUCGUCAUUUCUGUGACUGGAACACUAACGUCAUUGGUUCGUGUUAACGUGUAGAAGUCACCGAGACCGGAGCAUCACAUUAAUGUUGUACAAAGCUGUAUAGUUUCAAAUGAAAUCGCUCGUUGAUGCAGAGGUUAUGUCCCUUUAAAGGCAUCUGCUGAUGCCUCUGUAAAUGCUAUUGUGUAUGUGGAACCGUUCAAAGAAUGUCUACAUUGUUUCAAAGCCAUAUGUAAUAGAUUCCUCUCUCUCCCACUGUAGGACAAGAUAAAACUGAAUGCUUUGACUCUUUAUAUGAAAUGCUUCUCUUUCUAUUUAGCUUAUUGUGCUUGUAUGUGCUUCAAGAACUGUGCUUCUUGUCAAUCCCUUUGCAAUAUAUAAAUGUAUGGAAUAUAUACAUACUUAAGACUUAUGUUCUUUUUGUUUGAUUUUAAUAAAGCACUUAAAAGGCAA